AGCUUCGCGGAAGCUGCCAUGGCUUCCCUCUUUCUCUCCCCAUUUAAGACCUUCCUUCCUCGCUCUUUCCUCUCAAACCAGAAGAAACAAAAACCAAAUCUCUUCUCCUCUUUCUAUCUCUCUCUCUUAUCUUCUCCGAUUUCCUCGUAGCUAUGAAGCUCGCCGCAAGCCUCAACCGCCUGAGCCCCAAACGUCUCUUCCGAUCCAAAUCCAAAGCUUCCGUCUCCAGAUCCGAACCUUCCUCCUUCAGCUCCGGCGCUUCUUCCUCUUCCUCCUCCGACGGAUCUUACGCUAAUCUCAAGCCAGGUCCCGCCGCCACUCCAGUCAGUGUUCUCCCCGAAAACUCCGGCGAUUGGUCCCAGAUCUCAGGAGAUCGCGAUUUUUACUCUGAUUUGAUUCAGGCGUUCAAAUUGAUCGAUCGCGACGACGACGGUGUCGUUUCGAGGGGAGAUCUAGCGGCGCUGCUUAGCAGGCUGAGUCCUGACCCGCCGAGUCAAGAGGAAGUGAGUCUGAUGCUCAGAGAAGUCGACGGAGGAGAAGAAAGCGGUUGUAUCAGUCUCGAAGAGCUUGCUAGCCGCGUCGCCGGAUCUUCCUCCGGUGAAGGAUCCGUCGAGACGGAGGAGAUGAGGGAGGUGUUUGAGUUUUUCGACGCGGAUCGCGACGGGAAAAUAUCGGCGGAGGAGCUAUACAGAGUGUUUGGAGUCAUCGGAGACGAGAGGUGCACGAUAGAUGAGUGUCGGCGUAUGAUAGCGACCGUUGGUAGGAACGGAGACGGUUUUGUUUGCUUCGAGGACUUUUCACGCAUGAUGGAGCUUCAGGCUCCUGCGAGAUGAAUCAUCAUAUCAUUUGAUUCAUGUAAUAAUCAUGUUUUGAUUGAUGAUAAUGACAUCGCCAUGCACUUUUUUUUUUUUUAUAUACAAAUUAUUUUAUAUAAGUGGUACUGUAAUUUUUCUAUUUUGCGGUGGGUAUUAAUUUCGUCACGUCAAGCACUUAAAUUUGUUUACCGCCGGUUUAAAAAACCAGAUGUCUCUUUAAUAUCGGUUAUUUAAAACUCAUUUGAGCAA
Molecule: messenger RNA, 1064 nt
Organism: Eutrema salsugineum
Lineage: Eukaryota; Viridiplantae; Streptophyta; Magnoliopsida; Brassicales; Brassicaceae
Product: probable calcium-binding protein CML35
Exons: 1
Coding region: 153-833 (226 amino acids)
Molecular function (GO): calcium ion binding
Source: RefSeq, a predicted model, not a curated record